AUGCGUUCUCGUCCGGAAGCAUCUGUUAAUUGUGCAAUUAAAACAACGUUUAAUCGAUGCAUUCCAGCAGGAUUUGCUUUAUUAACUUUUUUUUUUUUUUCUUUUUUGUCCAUACCUUUUCCUGUGGAGAGAGCUCCUACUCAAAGAGUUCCAAUUGCUAAAGGUCUGCUGUGCCAUGGUGGAGUGAAGAUCUCACUAUUGCUGAACUAUCCAGUGAGGGGCCUUGUUUACGAGGGAGGAACUAGUUUGAAAGACUUAUCUGAUGUAGUUUCCAAGUCUUGCAAGUGUCUUCAAGAGAACAAUAUCCCAUUUAAUGUUCUUAUUUCUGAUUCAGGCUGGAGGAUCUUUCUCUUUCCCCAGUGUUAUGCCGAAAAACAAGCCUUGGGCGAAGUGAGUGAGGAGAUCCUAGAGACUCAAGUGAACCCUACUGUGUGGGAGAUCAGUGGGCAUAUGGUGCUGAAGCGCAAGAAAGACUUCGAAGAGGCAACAGAGCAAUAUGCUUGGAGGCUAUUAGCUGAGGUCUCUCUUUCGGAGGCAAGGUUCAAAGAAGUGGAAGACUACAUCUUUGGGGCCCUUGGACUAGAGGAGUCUACGAAGGAAAAGAUCAAGCUGGAAGAGAAAAAGGAAACCUCAUUUCAGUCAUUAGCCCCUAUCGAUCGAGCUACUUGUAACCUUGCAGAAGGUUGCCUAGUCUUGCAGUGAGAAAGAUAACAUUGUAA
Zingiber officinale is the source of this 719-nucleotide messenger RNA. Its product is annotated as GDP-L-galactose phosphorylase 1-like. Bases 1 to 702 code for a protein of 233 amino acids. Gene Ontology annotation, cellular component: cytoplasm. Lineage: Eukaryota; Viridiplantae; Streptophyta; Magnoliopsida; Zingiberales; Zingiberaceae. Gene Ontology annotation, biological process: glucose metabolic process. Gene Ontology annotation, molecular function: GDP-D-glucose phosphorylase activity. The transcript has 3 exons. The record is from RefSeq and is a predicted model, not a curated record.